This is a messenger RNA of Cutaneotrichosporon cavernicola, 972 nucleotides long. RefSeq lists its product as uncharacterized. The record is from RefSeq and is a predicted model, not a curated record. Bases 1 to 972 code for a protein of 323 amino acids. NCBI's taxonomy places the organism in Eukaryota, Fungi, Basidiomycota, Tremellomycetes, Trichosporonales, Trichosporonaceae. Gene Ontology annotation, molecular function: SNARE binding; SNAP receptor activity. Gene Ontology annotation, cellular component: endomembrane system; Golgi membrane; SNARE complex. The transcript is spliced from 5 exons. Gene Ontology annotation, biological process: intracellular protein transport; vesicle fusion; endoplasmic reticulum to Golgi vesicle-mediated transport.
AUGUCCCCCCGCGACCGUACCGCCGAGUUCCACUCGGCUCUCUCGAGUAUCCGCGCACGCACAGCCGUGCCAGCCAAGCGCGAUGCGGUAAAGGCACCCCUCCUGCCGCAGGGAGCUAGUGCGAGCAAGUCGGAAUUCGGGCGACUGGCAGGCAACAUCGCAAAGGACAUUAAUGCGACGACGCUCAAGUUGCAGAAACUAGCGCAGUUGGCCAAGCGCAAAACGCUCUUCGACGACCGGCCCAUCGAAAUCUCGGAACUGACCUACAUCAUCCGACAGGACAUUGCGUCGCUCAACACGCAAAUUGCCAGUUUGCAAGCCUAUGUCCGCGCACAGAAGGGCGGCAAGGGCAAGCAGCAGGUCGAGGAGCACAAUUCCAACGUCGUCAUGAUGCUCCAGUCGCGUCUGGCGAAUAUGGGCCUGGGCUUCAAGGACGUGCUUGAACUGCGUACGCAGAAUAUGAAGGCGAGCAAAGACCGGACAGAGCAGUUUAUGCACACGGCGAGUAAUGCGGCUGUGCUGCCGCCGGCGAAGGACUCUCUCCUCUUCUCGGGGAGCAGCACCCCAGGAGGAGCCGAAGACAGGAAGGGCAAGUCCCGAGCACCGCCAGACUCGGGCAACGACUUUCUCGCGCUCAACAUCGACGGACCACAGGGCGGCGACUAUAUGCAGACACAGCUGGUGGAACAGCAGGACAAUUAUAUCCAGUCCCGCUCGACUGCCAUCGAGAGCAUCGAGAGCACAAUCGCCGAGCUGGGCCAGAUCUUCUCGCAGCUUGCCAACAUGGUCGCAGAGCAACGCGAAACAGUACAGCGCAUCGACGCAGACGUCACAGACAUUUCCGCAAACGUGUCGGGCGCACAGCGCGAACUGCUCAAGUACUAUGCGAGCAUCAGCAGUAAUCGCUGGCUCAUGCUCAAGAUCUUCGGCGUGUUGAUCAUCUUCUUCCUCGUCUUCAUCCUGGUCUCAUAG